GUAUGUAUCACGGUGAUAUUAGAAGUUCUUAACGUGUAUCUUUCAGGAAGUUGCAGAUAAGUUCUGUACUGAUCUCAUAGGGUAACGUUAUAUUGUUUCAAAGCUGAAGGAAGGAAAGGAAAGGAAGGUCUAGCCUACUUGGAAGAUAUAAAUAGUUACUGUGUAAAUAUUAGCCAACUUAUGUUUAGUUUUACUACUAUGUUGGGUAAAUGCAGACAAAAAGCACGCAUCAAACAGAUGUGGAAGUCAGUGGUGGGACACAACGUGAGCAUAAAGGUUGCAGAGGGGGACGACUGGGAGACCGACCCUGACUUUGAGAAUGAUGUGUCAGAACAGGAACAGAGAUGGGGGGCCAAGACCAUUGAGGGGUCUGGUCGAAAAGAACACAUCAGUGUAUCAGAGCUGAGACAGAAGGUGUCCCAGGAGCAUGAGGUGGGGAAGCAGAAGGAGCGAGCGGAGGCUCCCAAGGCCUCUUACGGUUACGGAGGGAAGUUUGGAGUGGAGAAAGACCGCAUGGACAAGGGGGCAGUGGGGCAUGGCUACGUGGCGCAGGUGGAGCAGCACUCAUCCCAGACCGAUGCAAAGAGAGGAUUCGGGGGGAAAUUUGGAGUGCAGAAAGACCGCGUGGAUAAGUCUGCCAUGGGUUUUGAAUACAAGGGUGAGGUGGAGCAGCAUACAUCUCAGAAAGACUAUUCAAAGGGUUUUGGAGGUAAGUAUGGGGUGGAGAAGGAGAAAGUGGACAAGGCUGCCUUGGGAUACGACUACAAGGGAGAGACCGAGAAGCACCAGUCUCAGAAAGACUAUUCAAAGGGUUUUGGAGGGAAGUUUGGGGUGGAGAAGGAGAAAGUGGACAAGGCUGCUUUAGGUUACGACUACAAGGGAGAGACAGAGAAGCAUGAGUCACAGAAAGACUAUGCCAAGGGCUUUGGGGGACGCUAUGGCGUCCAGACAGACCGCAUGGAUAAAAGUGCAGUGGCCUUCACAGACAUGGAAUCCCCUACUUCUGCCUAUGAGAAGAUAAUACCAAUGGAGGCAUCAAGUGCAGGUGCAGGCAACCUGAAGGCUCGCUUUGAGAACCUGGCUCGGUCAUCAGACGAGGAGAACAGAAAGCGAGCGGAGGAGGAGAGAGCCAGGAGACAGGCUAGAGAGGAGAGAGAGCAGGAGGAGGCACGACGCAGACAACAGGAACAGAACAGCAGGGAGGAGGAAGCAGAGCAGCAUCAGCCUCCACCUGUUGAAGAGCAGAGACCUCCACCUGUUGAAGAGACCAACAGGAAGCCCCAACCACCACAGCUGCCCACUGCCAGGGCAGUGCCUCAGAUACCAAGAGAUGAGCCAGUGGAAGAGGAGCCAGUCUAUGACCAGCCCCCGUGCCUGCCCCCACGGUCAAGUGACCUGCUGGAGGCGGAGCCACCUCAGGAGCAGACCCCAUCAGAACCAGAGCAGGAGGAUGAGGGAGAGUAUGAGGAUAUCUCACCAAUACCUUUCCCAGAACCUGAUCCAGCUUUGGAUAAUGACUAUGAGGACCUGACAUGCGGUCAGACCGCAGUGGCCAUUUAUGACUACCAAGGAGAGGCAGAUGAUGAGAUCUCCUUCAACCCGGAUGAUGUCAUCACCAACAUAGAGAUGGUGGACGAAGGCUGGUGGAAGGGACACUGUCACGGACGCAUUGGACUUUUCCCUGCUACAUUCGUGAAAAUGAUGUAGUGAGCGUGCCUAUACAGUCUCCAACACAGACAUAUACCUGAGCCCAUAGGACCUGUGGGUCUUUUCACAGGGGAGACAUCAGCAUAUUGAUCCUAUCGGACAGGUAUAGGUAGAUUAUACCAUGGUAGAAUCUCAAUUGCAUACGCCUCUAUCCUCACUUUCUCAAUACCCAUUGGAGAAGGAACCUCUGGCUUUCUCAUCCAAUGGGCUUUGAGGUGAGGAGGACGCAAGGAGUAUACAAUUGAGAUUCUCCCCAUGUUUUCUAAUCAAUUAAUUUGUAUCUGGUCAGUAGUCAUGACAUAUCAUGGAUAGUCAUUGUGCUUCAUAUUGCUCAGGGUGGGGAUGCAUAAAAGCUGAUUGCUAAAUGUUCCAGUGAAAUUCUCAUACACUUACAUUUCAAAUGAUUAUGGAAGUCAUUUAGCUAUGGAAUGUUUUGUUUAAAAGCCGCAUGUAAUCAAUAAAUUGUCUUAAUGUACAGAAACACA
Messenger RNA from Oncorhynchus keta (chum salmon), 2192 nucleotides. RefSeq names its product hematopoietic lineage cell-specific protein. Gene Ontology annotation, cellular component: site of polarized growth; plasma membrane; cortical actin cytoskeleton. The coding region runs from base 181 to 1707 and encodes 508 amino acids. The transcript is spliced from 15 exons. Gene Ontology annotation, biological process: regulation of actin filament polymerization. Lineage: Eukaryota; Metazoa; Chordata; Actinopteri; Salmoniformes; Salmonidae. Gene Ontology annotation, molecular function: actin filament binding. The record is from RefSeq and is a predicted model, not a curated record.